CAUGCAUGGCAAAGAAGGGAAGAGAGAGAGAGACAGAGAGAGAGAGAGAGAGAGAGAGUCUUGCUCCACUGCACUCGAUUUUUUCGGCUAAAUUAAGACCCUCACAUCAGGAAGAGAGGGUUGUAUUGCAAAUAUGGAUUCGGAAAAACAGUAGCAAAAAAUAGAAAAAUAGGUUUGUAUGUGUCAUUGCCAUCGUUUUCUACCAUCGCUUUCUAAGAAACGUGUAGAACAACUGCAAGGCAGCCUCUAAUUUUCCACCAUCGUGGGUCCUAACAUCAUUUUCUUCUCCAUUUGAUGCUGUCAUGGCUUCUUCAAAGAGAUGGGCAAGCAUCAUAUCGUCUAUUGCUUCUUUUCUUCAUUUCUUUAUCAUAAUCUUUCAAGUGCCCGUUUUCAGGGUACCAUGUAGGACUGGAACAUGUACUUCACCUAUAGAGGUCAUGUCCUCCCACUUGAUUGCAACUGAACUCUAUCCUGCAUUUGGGCCCAAGGCUCUUCUGUAUCCUGGUGCCAUUGCUAGAUCUUAUAGCAAGAACAGAACCUUCCCAAGCUAUAGUAAAUUGUCGAAGCUAUAUAACUUGACCAAUCUGAGGAAAACCUCUAAAUCGACUGAUCUCCAGCACCUAGAGAUUCUGGCAGGAAGCUACUUAGCAGUGGCAGGAGCAGUAUUAGGUCUCAUAAGGCUGGGCAGGACGAGCCUCUUUGGAACACUGCUUAUCCUAUGGGGCUUUGUAAGAGAAGUCAUCCUGAAAAACUCUGCUAAUAUGAAUUCCGCGAGGAGUAUCCAUAUCUACCCAGUAACAAUGUGCAUUGCUCUUCUUUGUGCUUUCUUGACUAUAAGAAAGGAUGUUAGAAAGCUUAUCCGUUGUUGCAGAACUCGGCGAGGUGCAAAGUCUCUACGGUUUAAAGCGAAAAUUAUGUGAUACUUGCUACUGGAUUAGCAUUUUUAUAUGUAUAGAAAGCAACCAUUCUUUGGAUUAUAUGGGAGGAAAGAAUAGAGGAUGUUGCAUUCGGAGUGCUACGUCUUUAGAGACUUAUCAGAAAACAUAUGGAAUAUUGGAUGCAUAGGAGGAGUAUGUUUUGGAUCGUCUUGUGGCUUGUAAUUGGUUCGUCAGCUUUUCUCAACCACUGAGAAUGAAAGGAGAAGUUAUAUUUGUUGCAGUGGCUGUAGAAAACGAGGACUUUCGAAGAUAUAAAAUUCAGAGAAUUUCCAAGACUGUCGAAAGUAGAUUUUAAAGGGGGACCGGACCUCCUGUAAAGCACCGAUUGCCAUAGCCAUGGGGUCCUCGGAGAAAGGCAACUCUGUGGGUUUUGGCAAGUAGUGUAUGCGGACGAAUAUCUUUUUGUCUCUUCCUAGGGUUUAGCUUUCAAUGAGGGGUCACACACAUCAAUUGUAGGUGUGCACUUGCAAUCAAUGUGCUAUGCUAAUAUUGCUCAGGAAAUAACAAUUGAUUUUCAGUCA
This is a messenger RNA of Populus trichocarpa (black cottonwood), 1459 nucleotides long. RefSeq lists its product as uncharacterized. The transcript has 3 exons. Lineage: Eukaryota; Viridiplantae; Streptophyta; Magnoliopsida; Malpighiales; Salicaceae. Bases 303 to 920 code for a protein of 205 amino acids. The record is from RefSeq and is a predicted model, not a curated record.